Messenger RNA from Drosophila rhopaloa, 1823 nucleotides. It is a transcript of the gene Ugt36D1, whose product is annotated as UDP-glycosyltransferase UGT5. Gene Ontology annotation, molecular function: UDP-glycosyltransferase activity. NCBI's taxonomy places the organism in Eukaryota, Metazoa, Arthropoda, Insecta, Diptera, Drosophilidae. Bases 95 to 1657 code for a protein of 520 amino acids. The record is from RefSeq and is a predicted model, not a curated record. The transcript has 5 exons.
UUUCCAUUCGCCUCCAUUUCUCUGAAUUUAGUCAGUCGCUUGUCGGCAGUCGAACAAAUUAAUCGAAUAGAAAUUUUACUUUUCGGAGAAAACAAUGUGGCCUCCGCUGGGCGUUCUAGUCUUCCUGGCCGUGUCCUUCAGCCAACCCCAUGAGUUGGUGGAAGCCGCUGGUCCGCUGAAUGUGCUGGGCCUCUUUCCCCAUCCCGGAGUCAGCCACUUCCACUUCUUCCACCCCAUCAUGCGGGGUCUGGCCGAGGCGGGACAUGACGUGAGCGUGGUUUCCCAUUUCCCGGACAAGCAUCCGGUCAUCCGCUACAAGGAUUUCCCCCUGACCGGGAUAGACAAGCUCACGAACAGUGUGGAUCUUAAGUUCUUUGAAAAGCGCACUUUCUACAAUCACUUCUUGGAGUUCUUCUUGCUUCACGAGUGGGGCAAACAGGCCUGCAAUUUUACGCUCCGAUCGGAUGCACUGCAGCAGAUCCUCAAGCGUCGUCCGGGACACUUUGACGUCAUUAUUAUGGAGCAGUUCAACACGGACUGUAUGAUGGGGGUGGCGCAUCAACUCCAAGCGCCGGUGAUUGCUCUAAGCAGCUGUGUGAUGAUGCCCUGGCACUACGAGAGAAUGGGAGCCCCUUUGUUACCCUCCCACGUCCCGGCACUCUUCAUGGCCCAGUCGCAGGAUAUGGACUUCGGUGGUCGUCUGGCCAACUGGUUUAGCACCCAUGCCUUGAAUUGGAUGUACAAAUUACUAUCUGUACCCGCGGCCGAUGCCCUGGUUCAAUACAAAUUCGGCCACGAUGUCCCUUCGGUGGGUGAGCUGGCUAAGAACACAUCCUUGUUCUUUGUGAACCAGCACUAUUCGCUGUCAGGACCCAAGCCAAUGCCCCCCAAUGUGAUCGAGUUGGGCGGCAUACAUAUCCAGAAAUCGAAACCCCUGCCUGAUGAUCUGCAGCGCAUAUUGGACAAUGCCGAGGAAGGAGUGAUCCUGAUCAGUUGGGGCUCCAUGAUCCGGGCGAAUUCCCUUUCGGCCGCCAAAAGGGACGGCAUCGUACGGGCUGUGGCCCGAUUGAAGCAGAAGGUUAUCUGGAAGUGGGAGAACGAAACGCUGCCAAAUCAGCCACCCAAUAUGUACAUUAUGAAGUGGCUACCCCAGCGCGAUAUCCUCUGUCAUCCGAACGUAAAGGUGUUCAUGUCCCAUGGUGGACUAAUGGGCACCUCGGAGGCAGCCUACUGUGGAGUUCCAGUGGUGGCCACGCCCAUGUACGGCGAUCAGUUUGUGAAUACAGCCGCUUUGGUUCAGCGCGGCAUGGGAACCAUCCUGCCAUUUGAGGACAUCGGAGAGAACACAGUGAUGCGGGCUUUGAAAAAGGCACUAGACAAGAAGUACUACGAUGCCGCCAAGGUCGUCUCACACGCCUUCAACCACCGCCCACAGCAAGCCCUGCAAACCGCCAUUUGGUGGGUGGAGCACGUGGCCCACACGGGCGGAGCUCCACUCCUGAAACCCAGUGCCGUGCAUAUGUCCCGAUUCACCUACUACUCCCUGGACUGCUACGCUGUGCUGGCCGUAAUCCUGGCCAGCAUCAUUGCCAGUUGGGUGUGGCUUCUAAGACGCUGCUGCGGAUCCAGUUCCUCUAACAAGACUAAGAGGGAUUAGUGGGCUCAUCCCGACGCCGCUUUAUUUGUGGUGUAUGUGAUAUUUUAUAUGUUCUGUGUAAGAGACUUUUAAGUGUAAAGACGCCUCCUCUCAAGGACUUCAUCUAGACGUAAAUUAAGGGACGCCAAAUUAAAUAUAAUGUGUACUAGAAUUGGUAUUCAACCCA